AACUGCCGUCGUACAUCUAUAUAUGAACCAGCCUCCGUACGUGGCCCUCCAGAUCGAGCCUUUGUCUCUUCGACAGUACUCUGUUACAUUAAUCAAAUAGUGAAUGGACGGUUUUACCCUUCACGUGCUCCUUUUGCUGCUUCUACAGUUGUCGGCCACCUUCGGCUUUUACGUGUUGAGCCGACGUCCGACUCGGCGGACGGCGGCGCUGCCACCAUCGCCGCCCGGGCUUCCGAUAAUCGGCCACCUGCACCUCCUCUCCGACAAGCCCCACUGUUCCAUGGCCGAACUGGCUCGGAAACUGGGUCCCAUAAUCUACCUCCAACUCGGCCGAGUCGACACGGUGGUGAUCUCCUCCGCCCAGCUCGCCGAACUCGUCCUCAAAACCCACGACCACGUCUUCGCGAACAGGCCGCAGCUCGUGGCAGCUCAGUACCUCUCGUUCGGCUGCUCCGACGUGACGUUCUCCCCCUACGGCCCCUACUGGCGUCAAGCCAGGAAGAUCUGCGUCACCGAGUUGCUGAGCUCGAAGCGCGUCAACUCGUUCGAACUCGUCCGGGACGAGGAAGUGACCCGGCUAGUAUCCGCGGUUUCAGAUCGAACCGGAUCCGAAGUCAACAUGAGCGAACUCUUCUUCAAGCUGGCGAACGACAUGCUUUGCCGGGUGGCUUUCGGGAAGCGGUUCAUGGAGCAGACUGGCGAUUUGGCGGCGGUUUUGACGGAAACGCAGGCAUUGCUGGCGGGGUUUUGCUGGGGCGAUUUUUUCCCGGGAUGGGCGUGGGUGAACUGGGCGAGUGGGAUGAAGCGGCGGCUGGAGAAGAACUUGGAGGAGCUGAGGACGGUUGGCGAUGAUAUAAUAAGAGAACAUUUGAAGAAGAGAGAGAGAGCUGGGCCUACUGGGGAUGAGAAGGAAGACUUCGUGGACGUGUUGCUUCGGGUUCAACGAAGAGACGAUCUGGAAGUUCCCAUUACAGAUGAUAAACUCAAAGCUCUAGUUCUGGACAUGUUCGUGGCCGGAACUGACACAACAUCGUCAACCCUAGAAUGGACCAUGACCCAGCUAGCCAGGCACCCAACAAUACUGAAGAAAGCGCAGGAAGAAGUUCGAAAAACAGCCGCCGCCGCCGGAACGAGGACAGUGGAGGAGGCUGAUCUCCGCCAUCUCUGUUACCUGAAAGCCGUGAUAAAGGAGACGAUGCGGCUCAAUCCGCCGGUGCCCCUCCUCGUGCCCAGAGAAUCCAUGGAGAACUGCAACCUUGGCGGCUACGAGGUGGUCGCCGGAACCCGAGUUCUGAUAAACACCUACGCCAUGGGAAGGGAUCCGGGGAGCUGGGAGAAUCCGCUGGAAUUCAGGCCGGAGAGGUUCGACGGCGCCGAUUUCAGGGGGCAGGAUUUCAGGUUUCUGCCGUUUGGGGGAGGGAGGAGAGGCUGCCCGGGAUUUGGGUUUGGGAUGGCGACGGUGGAGAUGGCGCUGGCCAGGAUUUUGUAUCACUUUGACUGGGAAUUAGGUCCUGGUGUGGAAGAAGCUAAAGAUUUGGACAUGGAGGAGAUUUUUGGGUUGGCCACAAGGAAGAAAUCGGCCCUAGUUCUUGUCCCUAAGCGGAUUCAUUAGUUCAGGGAGAACAGUUGAUUAAUCAUCAUUGACUUGUUUUAGUUUAAUUAUUAUUAGGUGAAGAAGAAUUGAUAGUUAGCAUACUCGUGGAAGUGAUCAGUGGGUGGAUGUUAAUUCACAAGUCUCUUCGUUUUUCAAGAGUACUGAUCAAUUAAUGCUCAUACAUGGCAAGUAGUGUUAGAAAUUUUACAGAAAAGAUCUGUACACAGAUGACAUCUCUUCAUACAGCUAAUU
Messenger RNA from Diospyros lotus (date-plum), 1846 nucleotides. RefSeq names its product tryptamine 5-hydroxylase-like. Lineage: Eukaryota; Viridiplantae; Streptophyta; Magnoliopsida; Ericales; Ebenaceae. The coding region runs from base 104 to 1612 and encodes 502 amino acids. The record is from RefSeq and is a predicted model, not a curated record. The transcript is spliced from 2 exons. Gene Ontology annotation, molecular function: monooxygenase activity; heme binding; iron ion binding.